AUGGAUCAAGGCUAUCCCCCUCUACUAGACAAUUGUUCUGUUCGAAGCGUUGUUCCAGCGUCCAAGAGAAAGGCAGUUUUCGAGGAGUUACACUCAGGUUUGUUAGCUGGUUGCUUUGGUCGUAGAAAGAUGACCAGGCAACUGUCAAAAGAGUUGUUCUGGGGGACAAUGAAGCGGGAUAUCACUCAGUGGUCCCAGGAGUGUCAGAAAUGCCUAUGCCACAAUAGUCGCCACCCUAUGACACCAGGGUCGGUACCCAUCGUUACAUCGGAGCCGUACGAACAACUACACGCAGGAAGUAAGCGGCCUAACAUUGCGCGCGAGUACGCACGAGAGGAGAGCAAUAAAAUGCGUCGCAAGAUGAAGUUCGCGUAUGAUAGGAACAAACGUUUAUGUACUAGACGUUUAUGA
Molecule: messenger RNA, 411 nt
Organism: Haemonchus placei
Lineage: Eukaryota; Metazoa; Nematoda; Chromadorea; Rhabditida; Trichostrongylidae
Source: the annotation of a GenBank genome assembly